UUCUCGAAACCUCUCUCGCCACGCCAUAUCGGUCAGAUAUUUCUCUGUUCUAUAUUCCCUCUGCCUGAAAUUUCUGAUUUGUCUUUCAUUUCUAUCAACAAAAAUUCUCCACCCUUGACCCUUACAUGAUAAUCAUAAAAUCUACACACCCUCAUAAUUUCACUUCCAGUUGUUGCGAAACCCUCGACAAAUUUUCAUUUUGACCCAUUAAUGAGCCCUUAAUUUUACGUUCCUUGUUAUCUUACUUUCGGUUACUUUCCCGCGAUAAUUUGGACACCAUGGCUGCAGUUCUUAGAUCCAAACCUGCAAAGGAAGCGGCUUCUUUCACAACUUCCCAAUUCAGGUACUUCUUAUUCAAUUGCGUGCACACCGGUAGCAUGUCUAGCUCUUACUCUACGCACUGGGAUAAAUGGGACGAUCAUUCUUCCAAUACUCCCUAUCACUUCAGUUCUUUGAAGCCCGUCUCGUUGCGCGGUGAAUUCGUCGAUAAGGGUACUCAAUUUUUGGAUAAUAGGAAAAGUAGAAGGUAUUCAAGUAAGGAUUUUGGUGGGAAUUGGAACCAGAGAUCGAAUUGUAGUAGUAAUAAUGGGUCCAAUUAUGGUGACCCACCAGAGGUAUGGCAACCUCCUGGGGAUGGGAUUACAACGAUUAGGGUAAGCGAAUCCGGCGCGAAUGUAGUCCGUGGCGGUGGAGGUAGAAAUGGGUCUGGGUCCAAUUCCAAGGAUGAGUGCUGGGGUGGAUCCAAUUUGGGGCAGAAUUUUCCAACACCAAAGGAGAUUUGUAAGGGACUGGAUAAGUUUGUAAUUGGACAAGAAAGAGCAAAAAAGGUGCUUUCCGUUGCAGUUUACAAUCAUUAUAAGAGAAUAUAUCAUGAUUCGAUUCAAAAGUGGUCUGCAGGAGAUUCAGGGGACAGCAAAGCAGAAGCUAUGAAUGAUGAUGGGGUAGAACUUGAGAAAAGUAACAUUCUUCUAAUGGGGCCAACAGGCUCAGGGAAGACUUUACUUGCCAAAACCUUGGCUCGGUUUGUGAAUGUCCCCUUUGUUAUUGCAGAUGCAACUACGUUAACUCAGGCAGGAUAUGUGGGGGAAGAUGUGGAGUCCAUAUUGUACAAGCUACUUUUGGCUUCAGGAAGACCCAAUUCUGCUGAUUAUAAUGUGGCUGCUGCCCAACAGGGCAUUGUAUACAUAGAUGAAGUUGACAAGAUCACCAAAAAGGCCGAGAGUGUUAAUGUAAGCAGGGAUGUAUCAGGUGAGGGUGUUCAGCAGGCACUGUUAAAAAUGCUCGAAGGAACGGUUGUCAAUGUUCCAGAGAAGGGAGCAAGAAAGCAUCCAAGAGGUGACAAUAUUCAGAUUGAUACAAAGGAUAUUCUUUUCAUAUGUGGGGGCGCUUUUAUUGACUUGGAGAAGACCAUUUCAGAAAGGCGCCAAGAUUCUUCCAUUGGGUUUGGUGCACCUGUACGUGCAAACAUGAGGACAGGAAGUGUUACUAGUGCUGCUGUAACAUCAUCUUUAUUGGAGACUGCUGAAAGUAGUGAUCUUAUAUCAUAUGGUUUGAUACCAGAAUUUGUUGGAAGAUUUCCUGUCCUUGUGAGUUUGUCAGCUCUUACUGAGAAUCAACUUGUGCAGGUUCUGACAGAGCCAAAAAAUGCCCUUGGGAAGCAAUACAAGAAAAUGUUUCAAUUGAAUGGUGUAAAGUUACAUUUCACAGAAAAUGCUUUGAGAUUAAUUGCUAAGAAAGCUAUAACCAAAAAUACUGGGGCUCGUGGAUUGCGGGCCAUACUGGAAAAUAUCUUGAUGGAUUCCAUGUAUGAGAUUCCCGAUGUCAGAACAGGUGAAGAUAUUUUAGAUGCUGUUGUAGUUGAUGAAGAGGCAGUAGGAACUGAGGGACGUGGAACUGGAGCCAAGAUCCUCUAUGGUAAGGGUGCAUUCGAUCGGUAUCUGUCGAAACACAAAUUGAAAGACACAGAGACAAGUUUGGAUGGGUGCGAUGGAGAACCGGAGGUGGAAACAGAGCUUUCUUCCAUAGUUGCCAGCAUGUAAUUGAUUGAUCUCAAUUUGUGUUGUACCCUUAUCCUUGUUUGUACAUAAUAGGUUCUCUGCGAAUUUAAGAAACUAAAUUUGUAGAUGCAGUUAAAAUGUGCAGAAUUGGAUUCUGUUGGGUCAGAAUCUUGACUCCUAAUUGUAGUAUUAAAUUAAUUGCCAACGAAUGAGCUUAUUUCUCGUAAGUUGUUUAGUGAACUGAAAAUUAAAUAGGCCAAA
Molecule: messenger RNA, 2258 nt
Organism: Jatropha curcas
Lineage: Eukaryota; Viridiplantae; Streptophyta; Magnoliopsida; Malpighiales; Euphorbiaceae
Source: RefSeq, a predicted model, not a curated record